Molecule: messenger RNA, 1407 nt
Organism: Aplysia californica (California sea hare)
Lineage: Eukaryota; Metazoa; Mollusca; Gastropoda; Aplysiida; Aplysiidae
Source: RefSeq, a predicted model, not a curated record
AGUUGAAAGAAGACAAGCCCCGUCAAGAUGAACGCUGUCAUUUUGGUCUGUGCCCUAGCUUUGGCUGGUGUGUCCGCCCUCCCUGCUGACCUGAAUGCUAUUGAAAAUGAAGACAUUCACCUGGAAGAUGUUACCCACGGCAUCAAGAAAGUCACUGAUUUCAUUGCCGAUAUUUUUGGCAAAAGGGAUAUUGAGAACCAGGAUCUGGAUCUGGGGACCAUAACAAAAUUGGUAGAUUUGUACAACAAGGUGGCCCCCAUUCUGAAAGUAAUUGGCCGGAGAGAUGUUGCACCAAUGGAAGUGGAAGACUUUGCUUUGGAAAAGGUCACAGAAGGCAUCCACAAGGUCACCCACUUCGUCGCCUCUCUCUUUGGAAAGAGAGACACUCUUCCAGUCGAGGUCCUAGACACAAACUGGGAUGCUGUAAAAGACGACCUUAAAGGCAUUGGCAAAGAUAUCGUGAAAAUAAUCCCAGGAGCUAUUGGUAUUGCCAGUAUGUUCGGCAAGAGAGAGACUCUCCCAGUCGAGUUCCAAGACACAGACUGGCACAAGGUAGGGGACGACCUUAAAGGCAUUGGCAAUGAUCUCGUGAAAAUAAUCCCAGGAGCUGUUGGUAUUGCAAGCUUGUUCGGCAAGAGAGACACUCUUCCAGUUGAGGUAGAAGACACAGACUGGCACAAGGUAGGGGACGACCUUAAAGGCAUUGGCAGUGAUCUCGUGAAAAUAAUCCCAGGAGCUUUUGGUAUUGCAAGCUUGUUCGGCAAGAGAGACACUCUUCCAGUUGAGGUAGAAGACACGGACUGGCACAAGGUUGGAGACGACCUUAAAGGCAUUGGCAGUGAUCUCGUGAAAAUAGUCCCAGGAGCUGUUAGUAUUGCAAAAUUGUUCGGCAAGAGAGAAGCAGAGACUGAGGAUUUUGAUUUGGGAAAAGUUAUAAAGGAGGUCAAGACAGGUCUGACAGUCCUUAAACUGUUUGGAAGAGAUGUAGAAGAACAGGAUUUUGAUUUGGGAAAAGUUAUAAAUGAGUUCAAAACUGGUCUGACAGUCCUUAAACUGUUUGGAAGAGAUGUUGAAGAACAGGAUUUUGAUUUGGGAAAAGUUAUAAAUGAGGUCAAGACCGGUCUGGCAAUCCUUAAACUGCUGGGAUGAGAUGUUGGUAUGCGAGAAAGAAGCUGUUACUGAGGUCAAGACUUGUCUUACAGGCAUUCAAUCCUUUUGAAAAGAUGUUCCUCAGCAAGACUUUGACUUGGGGGAAAAUUAUUAAUGAACGAGAAGCAUUGACCCAGGAUUUCACGCUUGGAAAUUGACAAUGUUAAAAACCUUAAAUCAGAUGUCUCUAAAAAAGCAAUAUCUUGUUGUGAAAACAAACAGUAUAAAUAAAUCUUGUUGGUGUUCCAAAAACUCAAA